UUCACCAAAGGAACACAUUUCCCUGGCGUUUAUAUAUGCGGCCGAUCACCACGAUCGGAGUAGCGUAGCAAAGAGAGCGAGCUGAGCACACGAACACGCACGGCGCAUCCAUCUCUUGUGUUCAGCAGCUAGCAUGGCGAGCGGGGGGCUCAAGUCGAUGGCCUCGGGCUUCCUCUUCCUGAACCUCAUCAUGUACGUCGUCGUCGCCGUCAUCGCCGGCUGGGCCAUCAACUACAGCAUCGACAACAGCGCCCACUCACUGAAGGGCGCGUCGCCGCCGGUGCGGCUGUUCCCGAUCUACUUCCCGAUGGGCAACCUGGCGACGGGGUUCUUCGUCAUCUUCGCGCUGCUGGCCAGCGCUGUCGGCAUCUCCACCUCGCUCACCGGCCUGCGCGACGUCACCGAGGGAUACCCCGCCAGCAUGAUGUCCGCCGCCGCCUCCGCCCUCGUCGCCUGGACCCUCACCCUCCUCGCCAUGGGGCUGGCGUGCAAGGAGAUCAGCAUCGGCUGGAGGCCCCCGAGCCUGCGCGCGCUGGAGACGUUCACCAUCAUCCUGGCGGUGACGCAGCUGCUCUGCGUCGGGUCGCUCCACGCCGGAGCCAACGCCGCCAUCAUGCAGACGCCCAUGGGAAUGAGAGCGAGGGUCUGAUCGGUCGGUCGACGCAGGCCCGGCCGCCGAUGGGAGUGCGGUCUAUUUGAAGGUGCAUCAUCAACAUCUUGGCAAGGAUUAUUGGCUUGCGUAUGCGUGCGUGUGAACUGUGAAGUGAAUAUGCGGAUUAUACUAUACGAGUAUAUGCUACCGUGUCGGUGUGCGUGUGUGCGUUUGCGGUGAAAUUGUCUCGGGCCGGUGGGCGUGACGACCACAUAAUAUGUUGAGUGGUACUGUUUUAUUCUCUAAUUUGUGCUACUGUCGCAUUCUGUACAAAAUAUGGCAAAUUCAAUACAUUGUUCAUUCUUCUC
This is a messenger RNA of Hordeum vulgare subsp. vulgare (domesticated barley), 960 nucleotides long. Its product is annotated as membrane protein PM19L. Lineage: Eukaryota; Viridiplantae; Streptophyta; Magnoliopsida; Poales; Poaceae. The coding region runs from base 134 to 649 and encodes 171 amino acids. The record is from RefSeq and is a predicted model, not a curated record. The transcript is spliced from 4 exons.